Messenger RNA from Aplysia californica (California sea hare), 9007 nucleotides. Its product is annotated as plexin domain-containing protein 1. Lineage: Eukaryota; Metazoa; Mollusca; Gastropoda; Aplysiida; Aplysiidae. The record is from RefSeq and is a predicted model, not a curated record.
CAAGAUUCUUAGGCCUCUACUGGGCCUAGCCUACCUUACUACCACGAGAGUUCGCGAGAUCGUUGAGGUAAAUAAACUGAAGUUGGAAUCAUGGCGGCGAAGGGCUCGGCACCUGUGGUGUUAGUUGUGCAAAUUCUUCUUUUUAUGAUUUGGAGCUGUUUAGCGUUUGAGAGUCCCCCUGACCAAGACCAAGUCAAUGACACGUCCUCGGCAACAUCUGGCGAUGAGGCGACAACCCAACAGACAACUCCUGAUGCUCCAGCUGCUGGUGUGACCUCUGACCCACCUGGUGCAGGCCAAGCUGUUGACCCCACAGAUAGUACAGGCUCUUCAAACGAUCCUUUCGCAGACGCCGAUGUGAGACACGAUAAUAACAAGUAUUACACGUCGGACUACAUGAACCCAAAUCAUUUUGAGCACUACUGGACCGAUCUUCAGACGGCCAAGGAACACAAGACCUUGUCAGCAGGACACAGAGUUGCAGCGGUAAUUCCUCUGAAGUUCGACUUCCGCUUUUAUGGUCAUGAGAUAAAGAAUGUUACCGUGGCAACUGGAGGCUUCAUCUACAUGAGUCCUUUUCUACACCAGUGGCUGACAGCAACCCAGUACAUUGCUCCUCUCAUGGCCAACUUUGAUCCCUCUCUCAGUGUCAAUUCCAGCAUCUACUAUGAAAGCUUGGACACACAGUUUACAGUGGAAUGGAAGAAUGUGAUGUUGCAAGACCAACAGUCAAAGGGACAGUUUCAUUUUCAAGCUUCACUGUUCCCGGACAGCAGCAUUCAGUUUGCAUACAAAAGUGUUCCAAGUUUAGUUUCAAGUAUCUCAAAGUCGAAACAUCCAGUGAAGGCCGGUUUAUCUGAUGCCUACUAUAAUGAUACCUACCUGCCACAGUAUGACAUCAAGAGGAGGACCAUCUACGAAUACCACAAGGUGGCCCUUAACCAGACAUUGAUCCGAACUGGCUCUGUCAUAAAAAUCAUUCCAGUCAAAACAUGCAACACGCUAGCUUCCUGUGACACCUGCAGUAGUCACACUGACGUUGUCUUUGACUGCAAGUGGUGUAACAAAAUUGGCCGCUGCUCUGAUGGCAUGGACUGGUACCGCCAGCACUGGAACCUACAAGGCUGCAAAGAAACAAGCACCUCAGAUGUGGAGGAAUGUCCGGAGGUUACAGCAAAAGGCUUUACACCCACCACUGUUGUGCAGCUCCCAAGUGAAUUGACCACUAAGCUCCCCAUAACAGCUGCGCUUCCCACCAAGCUUACAACUGCACAGAAACCUGAACUUACAAGUUGGUUUGCGAGGCCUACAUUUAGGCCACGGCCGAUGAAGACCACAUCUAGGCCACCGACGAUGAAGCCUACAUUUAGGACCACUAUUAAGCCUACCACCAGACGUUCAGCUACAACUAAGCCUCUGACCAAAUUCCCACCAAAACAGAUGACCACAACCAAGACGGAUCCAGGCAGAUUAGACUCAGAUUCAGUCUAUAUGUGUGCUGGCGGCAGAUGCAAAGACGAUGAUAAGAAACAGACGACUGUGAUUGUGGUUCUGGUUGUUGCCUUCAUUCUGGUCCUGGUGGGUGCGGCCGGGGGCUGGGUCUACUACGCCUACACCCACCCGACCUCCCGGUCUGGCAUGUGGCUCAUGGAGCACCGGCCCAGUCAGAUUAAAGCUAAGAUCAAGUUCUGGAAGAGCAGCUCAGCCAGCAGUGCCAAGUACCAGACAGAAACGGAUGCCUGAUCUGGGAAAGAGCUGACGGAUAUAUUUAUGUCAUCAUGGUCGAUCCCAGAUAGGUUUACAUUUAUUUUUAUGUUUUUUUUAAAGAAUUAAGGUUCACCUAACUGUGGUGUGAGACAAAUGCUUGUACUUUGCCCCUGAGAACCUCCCACACAAGGGGAACUAUGUGUUUUUUUAAUAUUUUUUUUUACUUCAAGACUUUGAAGAGGAUGAUGUAUUUUUGAAAAUAAUCCAGAUGUAGUGUGCAGUGGUAUGAUUGCAAGGAUGGUGACUUGUCGCUUAUUGGCAUUCCUGAGAGUGCUCAAGUGAACCCAGUGGACCAGAAUGUGAAGUCUGGGCUUUUGGACGGGUGUCAAAAGAAGAACUGUGAGUUGUUUAGUCUUGAUUGACUUGAACUAUCUGGGAACAUUAGCUAAGGCUGUGAUGAGACCUUAUUUCAAGGAAUCAACUUUUCUAGGGAAUUAGUUAUUUAUGGCUAUGCUGACCCUGAAUUAUUAAGUCUUGGUUAUUUUGUUUUUGACAAAUUUUCCCAGAGAUUUUGCUCAUGAAACUGUUGCCAUUUGCAGAAUGCACUGAGUGUGCAGCUUCAAAAAUGAGCCAAAGUACUUUGAGAAAAAGUGAGUUUGAAAGUAAUAUAUAGGUGGUGUCUCUCACAAAUGCUCUGCUCUAUUAGCUGGAAACAAUAUAUUAGUUUAUGCGAAAGCAAUCUUGAAGGAAAUUGGAGGUUCCUGAAGGAUAGAAAUGUUUCAGUUUGUAAAAAUUAUCAUCAGAAUGAAAUUAUUAAUAGCUCUCACAAUUCAAAAGCUGAGAUCGUGCAGUUUAUUGCUUUUGUGUCACUGUGGACAAUAUCUAGUAUCGAAGAAAAAAAAAGAAAAAAAAAGUGUUUUUAGCAUUUGGAAUACUUUCUCAUAAUCUGGUCUAUGUCAAAGCAGGAUUUUGAUCGAAAAAUAAUCCGAACUGGAGCACAAAUUUGCCCUGCUAAGUAAUGGGUAAUGGACAAAAGAAUCAGUUAAUUACUUUGUUCCUCCCUCAUGAAACUUGGCAACGGCAAACUGCUGAUACAGCUUGCUAGCUGUAUACAUAACAUUUUUGUAUAUCUCCCUUGGGUUGGAGAAGGAGGAUGUUUAAACUACCCACCCUCUCACAAAUGCGCAGCUAACUUCAAUGAGCAUUAUUGUCAAAAACUGGACAACACAGGCCAAGAGUAUUUGCAUUUUGUUCCAUGUGAGAGGAUUUAUUGUUUAAAACUUUUUAAAAAUACUAUCAUCUCUUAAUUUAGUUUGAGUAAUAUUUCAGUGUAUCAACAAUAUAAUUUUUUUUCUUGAUGAUGUUAAUCUCUUUCUGAGUUGAGUCUUUUGUCCCUGUUAGUUUUAUUUAGUAAUGAUCACAAACAUCAUCUUUGUUGUUGAGAGCUCUUCAAAGCUUAUCUAUUCUUCUUCAGACUCUGUAGAGAAGAGUUCUCUAAACAACACCCCCCCCCCCCCCCUCCUGUUUUAGUAAAUAUAGUGUUGAAAAUAGAGCCAAAGUCUAUGUCUGCCCUUUUAUUUUUACUAGCAGCAGAAAGCGGACUUCUUGGCGCUGAGGAUGAUGUAUGCUCCACAGACGUAUUAUGUUUCUGAUAAGCUGAUGUCACUUCACACCUUUUUAUAGAAUAGUUUGGAUGGGUCAGAUCAGUUAUGACAAAGUUUGUUUUGGUCUGUAGACUAACAGAAGUUUCCCGAUGAUGUUCCAUAGAUAAGGGUCAGCAGCACAGAAUGGAAGAUUGUUAUGGCAUGUGGCAGCCUGAGACGCUCAUCAAAUAAUCCAUAAUAAUGUUACGUUUCUUAUGAUGUAUGAUAUCAUGUUGGACGACUGUUUGUCUGAAUGACAUUUUUUUUUUUCCACUUUAUUUCAUACAAUUAUUGUCUGAGGAAAGGUCAUUCCAGUGCUGCCUCGCAACACCUUCUCCGAUUUAUAAGAAGGGAAAAUUACAGAUGAAAACAACAAUGAAAAAGCCAUCAGCUUUGGACUGGAAAUUCUUUAGGAAGUUUAAGACUGUUUAACUUGUGAACAAGGAGAAGGAUAAUUCUGUCACUGCAGCUUUGCAGUCUCCAAUAUUUUUUAAAGUGGCCAUUACAAUCUCUGCGUGACACCUGUGUAUGGAGAGAAACACCUGGAGAAGUAUUCAGUUACUCAUACAGGCGAGCACAUUCAUACGUUUGCUUGUACAAAGCCUCGUACACUUGCUCAUGUAUGCUGGCAUAUUCUUAGUGGCUACCUUAAUAUGUUGUGAUUCAUUAAUUUAAUCAGCAAAAUGUGAAAGAUAUUGUUCAGACUCUCCAAUUCUCCUCGACCGAGUAACAUUUUUAAGCCAGAUGUUUUUGGGGGUUCACUUUAUUUUCAUACUCAUGAUAUGUCCGAGAAAACCCAUAGAAGUAAGGAAGCUUGCAGGCACUGUUCUUUGGCUGUGAUAAUGCGUAAUGCAUUAGAUGUUGUGUUUCUCAGGUGUAAUCUGGCCAAAAUAGAAGUCUGUAAACUGCUAUCCCUUCAGCCUGUGUAACCACUGUCUGCUGAAGUCUUAGGUCUAACUUAGACUUUGCAGAGGCAUUAGUGAAUAUCUCUCAGAAGACACAUCAGGAGGCUGCUUUAUGCAUCGCCUGCGCUCAAUAUUUGGAUAUCACUUGUGUUAUUCAUGUGGGCUGGACAUGGCUUUCAUGAUGCAUUAUGCUGAACUCUGAAGGUCUAACUAGGUCUGUGGGGCACUGGACUGGUUUCAUUCUCAUGUAGAAAGGAUGUAUUACUGCAUGGGUUCAGAAAGGUAAUUGCCCUGUUCAGGUCUAGAAUAAACAGUUUUCAUCUCAACUAGCUUAAACAGUUGGGAUAAAGACAUGCUUUUCUGUACAUUCUCUCUGAUUAUCAGCUUUCUGUCAUUGUUUCAUUUGUUACUCAGAGAUCUGUUAAAAGAAUGCAGAGUCUCCCUUUGAGAAUCUGGAAUAUAAUCUCAUUUACUAACAACAAAAACAUGCUGUUGCUUUUAGAUGUCCCUUUUUGUGUGUAUUUUCCAUACAUAAACUACAGUAAUUCUUGUGAAAUUUGUUCUGUUUAAUUUGAAAGCUUGUGAAGGGGCUUAUUCAAAUCAUUAAAGAGGUAUUGUGGGUUUUGGAACUAAACAUUGACGAUGUAGACAAAGGUCCACCCAUUUCAAUGAGACCAUAGAAAACUCACUCCAUAACUUGCUGCGAUAGGAAAAGUUUUUUUUAAAAACCAUAAAUCAUUUCUAACCUGUAUGGAAUUGCUGUGAAAAAGAUGAUUCCCAUAUUUUUCUGUUGUCUUCUCAUAGGCCAAAUGAAACGCAGAAAUUGGUUUUGAUAUAAUAAGAAGGUGCAGGAAAUAAUUGUGAAGACUGAGGGGGCACCAUUACCUGGUGGCUGGAACAAAAACUUGUUUGUAACUGAAAUGUUGAUCCUGAUGUGGUCUUAAAUCUAAAUGUAAUGCCAUGUCUCUUUGUAAAAGGACUGGACCUCUGUCAGUGAAGUGGUGUGUGGUCUCUAGCAAGCAGUGAAAACAGGCACAGACACCAUUCCUGAUCUCAUGCACUGACACAAGGUUUUUCUUAUUCUCAUCAAAAGGUCAAAACUGUUAACUUUGCCUGUUAUCUUCACCUUCGUGGCUGAACAGAAAAAGAUUAUAUAGUUUUCAACAUUCUCUUAGUUAUUGAACUAUUUUUUUAUCGACAUGUUUUUAUAGGUCUGAUUAAUUGACAGUACUUACCCUGAAUUAAUUUUUCCCUGUGUGUUUCCUUGUUUCUUCUAUCACAUUUACAUUAAGAAUCUCACAGAUCUGAAUUUACAUUGGAAGAAUUCUCACAUUAUAAAAUUUCUGCGAUAUUUUAAAAAAGUUUUGGGCCAGAAACAAAGACUUUUAUCCCUUAUGUGCUUUCUGUUUGUAAAUAAAUACUCUUUCCUUCUGCGAACUCAUUUUUAUCUUCGAUCAGAUAUACAUACAUAGAAAUAAACUCUCUGUUUCAAGGGGUCAGAAUGAGGAUUUGGUUUUAGAAAUCAGAAUGAAAAAUGCUAACAUGUUCAAUAAUUUUUCAGUUUUGUAUUUUGAUAUUUACUGAAGCAGUUACGAAACGUUAAUAGACAGGUAUUCCUCUGCUUUGUAAAAUGACUAAUGGUACAUUUUUAUUUCCAUGGUUAUAUUUUGUUGAUAAAAAAUGAUUUUUUGUUGUUGUUUCUUCUUUACAUAUCAGUUUAGAGUUUUUAGUGGUGCCUGAAUAGGUGGAAAAUAUGAUUCACAUAUAUGCUCUAAGCAGCAUUGUACAGGGUUUCUUAAAAGAUGUUUGAUCGAAGUUUUAUCUAUUCAACUAUUUUUCUUCAUGCUAUUCGAAUGUUUUUAGACCAUGGUCUACAGAUGUACAUUAUGUUGUUUUCCAAUGUGUCGUUAUGAUGCCGCAGUAACAAGCAUAAUGAAUGGUCUGUCUCCUGCGGGAUGCCAUGAGACUGUGGACAAAACUAUGAAAUUGCUCCUUCUUUUCUGUGCUGUCCUUUGUGCUUCAGCUCAGCAUCAUGCCUCUGCAAGCAGAACUGAUGUAGAACGUGUUCAGAUAUGGCACAACAACCGAUGUGUAACCAGUUAAGAUAUUACUUUGCUUGACUUUGCGUCACGAUGACUUUGCUAGAAUUGCGCGUCACGUGUGGCAAGAUUGACGCAAAGCGUGUCCAAACAUGGCAGAACUAAUCUUGUUGUGUAGCUUGCGGAGAUGUGCAGCUGGCCUGAUGUGCAGCUGGCCUGAUGUGCAGGGUGUUUCUCACACAACGUGCAGAAUGUCACUUGCUGUUCAGCAAUGGACUUGAAUACCCUUGUGUGUCCAUUCUGUGUGUAAUGUGUCAAAUCUUGCCUUUCUCUGUCACAAUGUCGUACUUCUUUGCUUUUAGCAGAUUCUAUUUUUUAUAUAUAACAUGGGCAGGUCAAUUCUUUCACAAGACUGUUAUGAUAAUUAAAUGACUUUUUUUGUUUGUGUGAUAUUGACAAUAUCAAGCUUUAAUACUUUUUCUAUCUUUUUCUGUUGAGCCUUCUAGGCCAUUUUUAUCCUGUCAUAAACAUGUUUACUAUAUCGAGUUUGUUCUGUCUUCAUGUUUUUAAUGUUGAGUACUGGAGAUCUGGAACUGAUUUUCAAAUUGGAAAAUACACUGUAAUAAGGGUAGAGAUGAGAAGCUAGAUCUGUCUUUUUUUGUAUAUACUGAAAGAUAAACAGCUUGGUUUUUUGCUAAGGGAUAUGUAUAUAAAACUAUUUGUUUUAUAUAUAUGCAUAUAUAUACAUACUGAUGAUUCUGGUGAUCUGAGGUGUCUUUGCCUUUGACAGACCUCUUAGUUUUGAAUUUGAAAUGCUAAGCUCAGAUUUGUUUUACCAAGUUGAAAAAACUUGCACAACUUCAAAUUAGUUUCUGCUCAGCAGUUAGGAUUUAAUACCAUCUAUAGAUUUUUAGAAUUCUCAAUUGUUUCAGAAUUGUUUUUUUCAGUGAUAUUGUUUUUGUUCAACAUCAAACUUGAAUGGCCUUAUAAGGUCAAUUUGGUAGAAAUCAUAAACCACACCAAAAAAAUCACAGAAAGGCGUGCUACUUUAAAAUUCUUACUGUAAAUGCUUUGGUCACUCUGGUACAGUUUUUUCUUUUUAAAUAUUGUAAAGUACCAAGUGAACAGCUUUUCCUUUCAUACACAAAUGUUGUUAUCAUUGUUGUGAAAAGGAGUCAUGGAAGUCAUCUUUGAGGAGUCAAAGGAUCUGAGCUUGGCAUGUUUUGUAGCUUGGAGUGUCCCAGCUGUUAACUGUGACACGUCCUAAUGUUUCAUGCAAUGGUCUGUGUGAAGUGUGUACUUUAUGGAGUAUCAUAUCUUUUGCUGAGUUAUUUUUUUAUCAUAUCACUCACAUGUUUCCAUAGAAUAUAUUAUUUACCAUUCAUGUUUCUGGUUAAAAGAAUUUUGAAAGUUGAAUAAGUAACGUGUCACAUUUUGUGCACUGCGUGGUUUCGUUGCUCACAUCAAUGACGUAGAGACCAGCCUAUCAGCUCUUGUACGCUGCUAAUAUCAGCUUUGUCCAGUGGCUUUUGCUUGUUUUUGUUCCCCUCGUCUUAAGUCAAAACUUAAUUGUUAACUUCUCAAGGGAGGGAAGUAGUGCUUGGGCAAUCUACUCUCUCUUUGUCUACUGCUCAGGUAAAGCUGUAUCAUGCGUACUGAUUUAAAAUCGUCUGUCAAAAAGAGAAAAGGCCAUACAAUUGUUUACAACAAAACACUUUCAAUUUGCAAAAUUCUCUCAGAGCAUUAUGAUGGUUGGUGGAUGCAGUUUGUAUUUGAACUUUCUCUUCCCUUCAGCUUUUAAAUUUUCUUCCUCUUGUUUGAGGAUAUUAUUGUGUCAUUUGGAUUAGAAAAAAAUUCAAGCUGUGGAGUAAAAGUUUCUGUCUUUUGAGCUGUAUGCACAUAAGAACAUGGGAAUUGUCCCAUAUAACACUUUUUUACCCCAUCUUCUGGAUCAGGCGCGGUUUUUUUUUUUUUAAAGACAACUGAAAUGUGAUCAUAGCCCAGACGGAGAGCACACAUUGUUCAUCACAUUAAAAGUUUUCUAUCCCCUUUCCUUUACACCUCUCUUCCCUCUCUCUCCUUCCCCUUUCUUUCUCUCUCUUUCUCUCAAAAUUAACAUGCACUUUCUUUGAAUCUCUUAUAAAAGGGUGGUUAAAGGAUCUGAUAGGGCGUUAUUUAUUAUGCAAACCACUGGACUUGCAUAGAAUGACUGCAAGAACUGCAGACUUAUCUACUUUUGCAAUAACUAAUACAUUCCAAAUGCUUUACAUAUUUCUGUACAUGAACCAUGUAUUUAUCGAUAUGAGUAUACCAUAAAAAGUGGUUUCAAAGAAAUGUACAGUAUUUUCUGCUUCUGUUGCUCACACUGAAUUCAUCUGAUUUUCAAGGAACGUUCUGGUGUGUACAUGAAAUUUUACCUUUUACUUGAAGGCUGAAGUUUGUAUUUCAAUUACGUUAUUCUUUCUUUGUUUAAAAAUUUACUUUUAGAAAGCUCUCAAAAAAGUUUAAGCCUUUCAUACCUUGUUUAUGUUUAAUGAAUAAUGUUCUAACGUAAUGUUCUUUGUACUAAAUAUUCCAACAAUAGAAAAGGGUUAGAAUUUUAAGAGACUCCAUUGUUUACUUUUACGCUUUUGUGUUUAUUUUUUAAAAUUUUAAUUAUGGUUUGUUUUGAAUAUAGCAAUGCGUUUUGAAAUAAAUUAUCCUUGAAAAGCCA